UUUGUUUGAACGUUACGAAUAUUUUAGUUUUCAUAUUUCCCGCAACGGAAGUUGCUUGUGGCUGCGCAAAGAGUGAUGUGUGGUAAACAGUAGUUUCUUUCUCUUUUGAACAACUGAACAAAAUGUCGAAGAGAGGACGUGGAGGUUCUGCUGGAGCAAAAUUUAGGAUAUCACUGGGCUUACCAGUUGGCGCAGUCAUAAAUUGUGCCGAUAAUACUGGUGCCAAAAAUUUAUACGUCAUCGCAGUACAAGGUAUUAAAGGCAGGUUAAAUCGUUUGCCAGCUGCAGGAUCAGGUGACAUGAUAGUUGCCACUGUCAAAAAGGGCAAACCUGAACUUAGAAAAAAGGUUAUGCCUGCAGUUGUGAUACGUCAACGGAAACCAUUUCGAAGGAAGGAUGGGGUUUUCAUAUACUUCGAGGAUAACGCAGGGGUAAUUGUGAAUAACAAGGGGGAAAUGAAAGGAUCAGCAAUUACAGGACCUGUUGCAAAAGAAUGUGCGGAUUUGUGGCCCAGGAUCGCAUCCAAUGCUAGCAGUAUCGCUUAAACGUUCUGUAUAAAUUUAUUGUCCUUAAUAAAAUAAGUUGAGCACUUGCUCAC
Messenger RNA from Frieseomelitta varia, 598 nucleotides. It is a transcript of the gene RpL23, whose product is annotated as 60S ribosomal protein L23. Gene Ontology annotation, molecular function: structural constituent of ribosome; large ribosomal subunit rRNA binding. The record is from RefSeq and is a predicted model, not a curated record. Lineage: Eukaryota; Metazoa; Arthropoda; Insecta; Hymenoptera; Apidae. Gene Ontology annotation, cellular component: cytosolic large ribosomal subunit; ribosome. Gene Ontology annotation, biological process: translation. The coding region runs from base 123 to 545 and encodes 140 amino acids. The transcript is spliced from 4 exons.